Messenger RNA from Bipolaris zeicola 26-R-13, 732 nucleotides. RefSeq lists its product as uncharacterized. The record is from RefSeq and is a predicted model, not a curated record. The coding region runs from base 1 to 732 and encodes 243 amino acids. NCBI's taxonomy places the organism in Eukaryota, Fungi, Ascomycota, Dothideomycetes, Pleosporales, Pleosporaceae. The transcript has 4 exons.
AUGGCCGCUGCGACUUUAAGGCUCCCUGUCCAUGGCCCUAACCAGGAGCACCGUUGCAACAAGCAUAAAACACCUCGCUAUUACGAGCUAGAAUGGCAAUACUUGGGAAUGCCAGUUGAGGACGUGGAGAAUGCCAUAGUCAGUGGUCUUCAGUAUAAUUUCUAUGCUGCUUUCGUAUCUCAACCCAUCCUCUCUCUAGAAGCUGCAGGAUAUUAUCCAUACAACGGUCUCGCUUGGGAUGAAGAAGACGGGGUAUACUUCGACCAUUCACUCUAUAUUCUCGUCGACACUGGAGUGAUAAAGAAUUGCACUACUUCCUGUCAGGAAAUCGAUUUGUCUAUACAGCUAGGUGACUGUUACCCGAGCGUAAAAAGCUUCCGCGCGGGUGGACUCCGAUUCUACAAUACAUACAGUGUUCCACUUGAAGACAAAAAAACAGUAUUCGAUCGUGUCUAUCAAAGGCAAAAACAUAUACAAUCCUGGAAAGAAGAAAUGCUGGGAAGCCCAGUGGUUAAGUCCGUACAGUACUGGCGGGUGAAGUCAGGCGAGGUCAUGACGGCGGUGCGGAGCGCAUCAAGAGUGCAGUGCGGCCAAAUGUUUUAUGACGGCGACAGAAGGAUUGAGGCCAGUUCUCAAUCGGCGGCUCAGCAGGCCGAUUUGAUACUCGUCAGCGGUCGAUACAGAACGCGAGGGAAGGAAAUCAACAAGUGCUUUCUCUUUAACGGGACUUAG